This is a messenger RNA of Caenorhabditis elegans, 3356 nucleotides long. It is a transcript of the gene ccpp-1, whose product is annotated as Cytosolic carboxypeptidase 1. Gene Ontology annotation, molecular function: metallocarboxypeptidase activity; zinc ion binding. The transcript has 18 exons. The record is from RefSeq and is marked reviewed. The coding region runs from base 22 to 3069 and encodes 1015 amino acids. Gene Ontology annotation, biological process: proteolysis. Gene Ontology annotation, cellular component: dendrite; perikaryon; cilium. NCBI's taxonomy places the organism in Eukaryota, Metazoa, Nematoda, Chromadorea, Rhabditida, Rhabditidae.
AGAAAGAAGAAAUGUCAUAAAAUGCCAUCGGAUUCUGAUGACGUUGCAGCGGUGAAACAACCAUGGAGUCAGUUGAUAGUGGACAUCUCCAAUUUCUUAUCAGAACAUCCACAAUCAAAAACAUCACAAGCUCUUCUUCCUAGCUGUAAUGGAGUAUGGUCGGAUGAAGAAAAACUAGAACUUAUCGAAGCAUUCGGCCACAAAAAACAAUCACAUUUGACAAAAAGUGGAGUGAAAGCUGUUUUAGCUGCAUUCGAGGGAGACCGUACUCAACCUGAUGUAAUCUUCCUUUGUCGUCUUCUUCACCUUAUUUUCAGUCAUUUUUCAUCUGAAAAUGACCGAAAAAAGGAGAAAUAUAUAGUGAAAUGUGAUGUAAUUGCAACUUUAACUCGAAUCACACGAAAAAGGAUUAUUAUGACACUUGAUGUAACUGAUGAAUCUUCAAUUGAUCAUAAUUUAGAUGAAGUUUUGUGGAAAUUAUUGCACAAAAUAGGUCUGAAAGAUCCGCGUGUAAGCCUGAAAGUUCGAAUGGGCGGCUUGAUCUCUCCAAUGUGCAAACUUUUUAUUCAAAAAGAUACUUUGCCAGAAUUGUUUCUUCCAUUUUUCAUAAAGAUCUCAAGAUCUCCACGAAAUGGACAGGCAAUUGGUCGUUAUGAAGGUUUUAUGACUCGACUUUUAGUGAAAAUUAAAGCAUUGGAUGCAUCAGAUCAAACAUCUCAAGUUCUACUUCUUGACAAACAUCUUCAAUUAUUGUUCUUCACUAUGAAAAAUAAACGUACUCGAACUCAACUUCUGCGUGAGAAUAUAUGUAAAUAUCUACUUGAAGUUCUUCGUCGACACCUUGCUUCAUCAUCAAAUUCUCGUCCAACUCGUCUUCUCUCAUCUCUUUUCGGAACUUUUGAUAAAUCACUUUCAGCUGCACACACUGAGGUUGUCAUAGGAACAAUUGCUAUUUUGAGGCUACUUAGCAAUUUUAAAAAAGCACGCGAUGAGCUGAAAAAUUUGCAAGUACUGGACAUUUGUUCAAGAGAACUCAAAGAAUUUUGGAGUGAUGAAUGGAAAACUGGCCCCAAAUCUAGGAUUGUGGAUUCUCUCUCUGCAUUGUGUCUUCGUUGCAUGUCCCCACUACCGUAUCCUCUUGAAACUCGACGUUUCCCAAUUGAUUUUCCACUUCCAACAGCAACUCCAUCAACUCCUGGAGGUCAUGGACGUAUUCGAAACUCAUCAUCAAUCAAUAUAUCAUUUGAUAAUGGACGAAGUUCAGAUGAAGAUGGUAUGGAUGAAGAAGAUGAAGCAUUUGUUCGUGAUGAUGAUGAUGAAGGAAAAGAUGAUAGAGGAUCAGAUGAUGAUGAUGGAAAGGAUGAUGAUGAGAUUAAUGGAGCACUUCCGAAGACUACAAGGCUUAAUCCUCAGCAACUCGCGAAAUAUGCACCUUUUUUUGUUGAAAAUGAACAAGGAACACUGCAACCAACAUUUUCAAUGAUUUAUCAAACGAAUCAGGAAUCAUGGAGAAGUAUUUGUGAGAAAACUCGUCACGUGAUGCCAAUUCAUCAUCAUCUUCCAAUUGAAAUGUUCAACACACCCACCCGAAUCCGUGAGAAAACUGCGAAAACUUCGAAUAAUAUGAAGAAAAUGAUCAUCGAAGAGUUGGACAAACCGGAGAGAAGUGCAACGUCGAAUCAAGUGAUCUAUGAUCUUGAUACAGCGGCUUUCGAUGGUCUACCAUCACCUGAAUUACCAUUUGUGACUGGAGGAGGAAAAUUGGAUACUUCAAAAGAUUUACAAUUUGAUAGUAGAUUUGAAAGUGGAAAUUUGAGAAUGGUUAUUCAAGUUGCUCCAACUCACUACGAACUCUUCCUUUCUCCAGAUGUUAAUCAACUUCGUGAUCAUUAUCAGUGGUUCUUUUUCCAAGUCUCAAAUAUGCGAAAAUCAGUGAAAUAUACAUUUGAAAUUGUCAAUUGUCUCAAAUCAACAUCAUUGUAUAGUCAAGGUAUGCAACCAGUGAUGUAUUCGAUGAUGGAAUCUGCAAAUGGAUGGAGACGAGUUGGUGAAAAUGUUUGCUAUUUUCGAAAUCUUUAUAUUAAUGAGAAUGAGGAAAAGAAGAAUGUAGAGGAGCAGAAGAAGAAGAAAUACUAUUACUCAAUUCGUUUCAAUGUGACAUUCCAAAAUACGGGUGACAUUUGCUACAUUGCCUACCACUAUCCGUAUACUUACUCGUUUCUCAACUCUUCCCUGAGCAUGCUGAAAAAGCGGAAACAAGAAAAUGUAUAUUGUCGGGAAGACGUCAUUGGGCAUUCAUUGGCUGGAAAUCCAAUUAAGAUGCUCACAAUCACGACACCAGCGUCUGCAGCUGAAAUUGCGGCACGUGAAGUGAUUGUACUGAGUGCACGUGUCCAUCCUGGAGAGACGAAUGCAAGUUGGAUUAUGCAAGGAAUUUUGGAAAAUCUUCUGUGUCGACAAUCGAAUGAAAUGUAUCGUCUACGUGAAUCGUUCAUUUUCAAAAUCGUUCCAAUGAUCAAUCCGGACGGAGUAACAAACGGAUCACAUCGUUGUUCUUUAGCUGGAAUUGAUUUAAAUCGAAUGUGGGAUCGACCGAAUGAAGCACUGCAUCCUGAAGUUUUCGCCACAAAAGCGAUCAUUCAGUACUUGUGCGAAGUAGCAAACAAAAAGCCAUUUGCAUACGUGGAUAUUCAUGGUCACUCGAAGAAAUGGGACUAUUUCGUAUAUGGAAACAAUGCAUCUGAAUCAUGGAGAGCUGAUGAUGUUCUGGAUGUUGGAGCUGCUCAAUUGGAAGAAGAACUUCAUUUGGCAUUACCUAAAGCAUUGGAAGCGACUUGCCCAAGUCGUUUCAAUGCAUCAGAAUGCCGUUUCAACAUAACUCGUGCCAAAGAGUCAUCUGCCCGUGUUAAUGUUUGGCGUCAAUUCGGAGUCUCCACGGCUUACACUUUAGAAUCAACAUUUUGUGGUUUUCAUAAAGGACAGAACAGUGGAUAUCAGAUUAAUACUAGUGAUUUGAAGGAAAUUGGCAGAGAUUUGCUUCACUCAUUUUUGGAAAUGACCAAGACUUAGUUGAGCUGGUUUACUGUCGAAUUCUGUGAUAUUCCUGAAAUCAGCAAACAGGAUCUUAUUGAAAAAUAUCAUGUUUGCUGAUUUCUUUCAGUUUCUUGUCACCUUUUUUCAAAACAUUUUUUUUCGUUUUUGUGAUCACGUUUCCAUAUUUUUCCGGAUUUCUCCAACGAUCUCUUGUUUUUUCACCCGUCCUUUUCCCCCACUACUUUCUUUUUUUUUUUGAAGUUAUGCAUAAUAUUCCUCGUAUGUAACAAAUUAUUAUUAGCACAAUAAAUUAUUUAUUUAUU